Molecule: messenger RNA, 912 nt
Organism: Tripterygium wilfordii
Lineage: Eukaryota; Viridiplantae; Streptophyta; Magnoliopsida; Celastrales; Celastraceae
Product: putative nuclease HARBI1
Exons: 1
Coding region: 1-912 (303 amino acids)
Source: RefSeq, a predicted model, not a curated record
AUGGUGGUAUAUGGUGGUCCAGUGAAUAGAUUGGAUGAAUUCAUAAAGAUUGAAGAGUCCACUGCAAAAGAAGCAUUGUUAAAGUUUUGCAAGAACACUAUACAACUUUACACGGAGCAGUAUCUAAGAACACCAAAUAUGUAUGACACUCAACGACUUAUGAACGAAAAUGCACUUCACGAUUUCCCCGGAAUGUUGGGCUCCCUCGAUUGUAUGCACUGGGAAUGGCGCGGUUGCCCGGUGGGAUGGCAAGGGCAAUUCACAGGACACGUGGGUAUACCUACGUUGAUUUUAGAAGCUAUGGCAUCUUAUGACUUAUGGAUUUGGCAUGCUUUUUUCGAUAUAGCUGGAUCACAUAACGAUCUCACUGUUCUGCGUCAUUCACAUAUUUUUAAUGAAUUCAUCCGAGGCCAUACGCCCACCGAGCAAUUCAUCAUCAACGGCCAUGUUCAUCAUACACCGUACUAUCUAACCGGUGGAAUAUACCCACAAUAUGCGACACUAAUGCGAUCUAUAAGCCACCCGCAUACUGCACAGGAGAAAGUCUUCGCGAAAGCACAAGAAUGCGUUCAUAAGGAUGUCGAACGUGCUUUUGGUGUCUUACAGGCAAGGUGGGGCAUCACCCGAGGACCAGUUACGUUCUACGACACAGCAGAUCUCAGAAGAAUUAUGAUGACAUGCAUUAUUCUUCAUAAUAUGACCAUUGAGGACGAGAGGCACAUUGACAUUGAUCCAUGGGUACCUCCCCUCGAUGACAAUGUGUCCUCGAUCAAUCAGAUCACAUCCCCUACUGUUCUCUCACACUACAUUCAUAUGCGCGUGGAACAAAUAAGCGACCAACAAAGUAAUACAAAGUUGAGAAAAGAUUUAAUGGCUCACAUAAGGCAAAUGUAUGGUAGCAUUGACGUAUAA